Messenger RNA from Quercus robur (English oak), 837 nucleotides. Its product is annotated as TMV resistance protein N-like. Gene Ontology annotation, biological process: signal transduction. The transcript has 2 exons. The record is from RefSeq and is a predicted model, not a curated record. Lineage: Eukaryota; Viridiplantae; Streptophyta; Magnoliopsida; Fagales; Fagaceae. The coding region runs from base 232 to 765 and encodes 177 amino acids.
UAAUGUUCGAAAUAAAAAGUGCAUUUAACUAAGUAAAUUACCUAAAAGUCACUUAUUUUUUAACCACAACGCGUAUGCGGGGAACUAAUUGCAUAUAUAUAGCGCUAAUUCAACUACAAGGGAGCCGGCAGUGACACCUUCGUCUUCUCUCUCUCUUUCUCCCUGUUUUUGGCUUCAUUAUACUUGAUCCAUAUCUGUUUUGUAGUUCAAAAAUCACCAAAUUAACAUCCGAUGGCUUUUAUGGGCUCAGAAAGCACAUCCUCAUCUUCUUCUUCUACCGUAUUUGGAUUUAAAUAUGAUGUCUUUCUUAGUUUCAGAGGCAGUGACACUCGUAAAACUUUUACAGACCAUUUCUAUGCUGCUCUGAAUCAAAAAGGGAUAUUCACAUUCAGGGAUGAUGAAAAACUUGAGCGAGGGACAUUCAUUGCUCCAGAGCUCUUGAGAGCAAUAGAAGAGUCAAGAUUUGCUGUUGUCAUUAUCUCACAGGACUACGCUUCAUCAAGUUGGUGUUUGAUUGAACUAGCAAAGAUUGUUGAGUGCAUGGAAAAGGAGAGACUUAUAAUUUUGCCUAUUUUUCACUACAUAGAUCCUAGUGAUGUGAGGAAUUUGGGGAAGACUUUUGGAGAAGUCUUUGCUAAACAUGAAGAGCGUGACAAAGAUAACAUAGAGGAAGUACAUAAAUGGAAAGCUGCUUUGACAAAGGUUGCUAAAAUCGCUGGAUGGGAUUUACGAGACAAGAAUGCUUUCAUAAGCAAGGACAACUGAUUUGCUGAAUAUUUUCUAUCUUUAUGGCAUUUGCUAACUCAACAAAAUUAUUGUCCUACGUUCGUUGCAGAC